Molecule: messenger RNA, 1907 nt
Organism: Nylanderia fulva
Lineage: Eukaryota; Metazoa; Arthropoda; Insecta; Hymenoptera; Formicidae
Biological process (GO): inner dynein arm assembly; outer dynein arm assembly; cilium movement
Molecular function (GO): protein binding
Source: RefSeq, a predicted model, not a curated record
UAUGUCGUUGCUUAGAUACAUUCGUUUGAUCGAUAUUUUAUAUAGCACUGUAUGUAAAAUUUUACAGCAAGCAAGGAAGGAAAAAGAGAAGUUGCAUCACAUUGAGUGAAUUAUUUGUCAAAAUUCGAAUUUGAAUGAUGGCAAUAAUUAUCAAGGAUUAUUAUUGGCGACAGACAGAGAAGAGGAUAAUAAUUUACGUGCCUCUGAGAGGUCAUCCUAAAAAUGUACACUUAUUCGUAAUGGAUGAUUAUGUAAAGAUUAGCUUUCCACCCUUUUUUUUGGAAUUAUUUCUAUGGGCAAACGUGCUUGAGGAAGAGAGUGAAUGUACUUUGACAGAUGCUGAAGCUAUAUUCUCUUUGCAAAAAGCAAACGUGACUUCUGUCUGGCCAAAUCUCGUGAAGGACAUUAAUGAAGAGCAGAAACGCGAAUUUAGAAAACGAGCUAUAGAAAAGGCACAAAGUAUUUCGGAUAGUCGUGUGAAGUAUAAAAGCGACGAACGUCAACGUUUGCGAAAAGAAGGAGUGAAGGUGCAAGUAAAUUUGGAUACCGACACGUUAAAUAAAAUAGAGGCUUUAAAAGAUUCUCAUCGUAGAGCUGCAAUGCAGGAUUUUGAAGAAUGGCGAUCGAAGGCGGAAUUGCCGAUUUUUCAGGAUAUUUCCGGGGAGGUGCAAGAAAACAGGAACGCAUAUAGGCCUCCGCUUAAAUGGUUCAAGGAUGAACUCGGUAUCCUGCAAUCUUGGGAAAUUAAUGAAAAAGAAAAAUUAAAUAAAGAUCUAAAAGAAAUAAAGGAAAAGCAACGAGAUCCAGUAAUUAUAGAAGAACUAAUUGAAGAAAAUCCGAAGAGGGAAUCAUCGGUCGAAGGAAAUUUGAAGAAAGAAUUAAUUAUCGAAGAAAAUAUAGAAGAAAGCUCAAUUAUCGGAAAAGAACUGAAAGAGGAAUUAAAUAUUGAAGAGAAACUGGAGGAAGGACUAAUUGUUAAAGAAAGCUCGAAGACAGAAUUAAUUGACAAAGCAAAUCUUGAAGAAAUUUUUGUUGAAAAUAUUCAGAAAGAAACGAAUAAUAGUUUAGGGAUAAAGAAGACAACUCAGAAUAAGAUCGAUCUUCAAGAACAAUCUAGUUGUUCCGAAGAUUCGGAAUCGGAUUACGAAAUCAUCUCCUCAAAAUCUGCAAUAAAUCCUUUAAUCCAAAAAAUGAACCCAAAAUCUUCGCGAAAAUUCUCUGCAAAAGUGAAGAAAGAAAGAUCGGACCAGAAUUUGAUCGAUAAAGUACUGAAGAAUCGAUAUUCCAAGAUGAAUCGGAUAUUUGAUGAACCUGCAAAGGCAGUUCCACUUCCCAGAAAAAGUGGAACCAUUAACAUAACUUUCUCUGAACGAGCCUUUCCUACUCCAGCCCGGGAAAGUGCUCUUGUUGAAGAGGAAGAAUGGCUUGCAAAACAAGUAGAAGCUAGAAGAAAAACGGGAUUUGUUGUCGAGGAUCUUCGUCCUGAAGAGCAGGAUCCUCAAUGGUUGAAGGAUAAGGGCGAUGAUUUCUUCAAGACAGGAAAUUAUCUGGCUGCCAUAAGUGCGUAUACACACGGGAUUAAAAUUAGUAACGAGAUGACGGCACUCUACGUGAACAGAUCGGCAGCACAUUAUGCUCUCGGAAAUUAUUACAGAUGCAUUGACGAUUGUUCUAAGGUAUUGGAACUGAUGGAACCGAAAUGUGAGAGUAACAGAGUAUCGCGAGCGAGAUGUCAUGCUCGUCGAGGUGCUGCACUUUGCAAAUUGUCUUCACCGCAACACGGAAUCCCUGAACUAGAGGCUGCUCUGAAAUUAGAUCCUAAUAACGAGAGCAUUAAGCACGAUCUUCUUAGCGUUAAACAAUAUUUUAAUAUAAAGGAAUAAAAAUAGGGAGAAAGAGGAUAACAA